Molecule: messenger RNA, 1239 nt
Organism: Cryphonectria parasitica EP155
Lineage: Eukaryota; Fungi; Ascomycota; Sordariomycetes; Diaporthales; Cryphonectriaceae
Product: FAD/NAD(P)-binding domain-containing protein
Exons: 6
Molecular function (GO): monooxygenase activity; FAD binding
Source: RefSeq, a predicted model, not a curated record
UUCAGUUGUGGUUUAAUGAUACAUUUAUACACGUAUAGGGUGUAAACAGUGCAAUCUUAUUAGCAACUUAGCCAACUCUUUCUGCAAUUCUCUUCAGAAGGCCUUACAUCCCCUGGAGUCUUGACCAUGACACAGACCGACCCCCUGAGGAUCCUCGUCGUGGGAGGCGGAAUUGGUGGGCUCUCUGCAUCCAUAGCACUCCGCCUCCAAGGCCACGAGGUCGAAAUCUUUGAGAAGUCGAGACUGCACACAGAGCUCGGAAACGCAAUGUACAGCGCGCCCAACUGCACAGCGGCGCUGAACCACCUGGGUAUUCACCCAGGAGAGAUUGGAGGCGUCGUCUACCGUGGAGCCAAGUACCUAGACGCUGACUGCAACGUCUUGCGCAUCGGGGCCACGACGGACCAGGACAGGGCCACAUGGCUGGCGGAAUGGUACCUGGUCACCCGCGCCGACCUGCACGAGAGCCUCAAGCGUAAAGCCGUUUCCCUGGGCGUACAGAUCCACACCGCCUCCCUCCUCACGAGCGUCGACCCCGAGACCGCCACCAUCACCCUUGCCGACGGCAGCACUGCGGCUGGUGACCUCGUCGUGGGUGCAGACGGAGUCUACUCCGCCGCCCGCGCAGGCGUCCUGGGCCGCGAGGUCCCACUGUACGGGACGGGGCGCUGUUGCUACCGUUUCCUGAUUCCGACAGCUGAUCUGCUCGCCGACCCCGAGACGAAAUUCCUUGCGGACACGCCAGGCUCAUUCGUUGAGAUCAUGGGAGUGGACGAUAGAAGGAUCAUUUUGUAUCCGUGCUCAUCGGGAACGGUGAUGAACAUCGCGGCCUUUGUACCCAGGAGUGAAGUUGGGGAGAUCAAGAGAGGUCUGACGGGGUAUGACCAGAUGGGAAACAAGGCACGGCUCAAGGAGCACUUCAACCAGUUUGGCGGGCCUGUCCAGAAGAUGCUUGAUAAAAUACCCGAGGACGGCGCCAGGCUGUGGGAUCUCGUCCAGAUGGAGCUUCAACCCAGUGUCACCAGGCAAAAGGCCAUCCUCAUCGGGGACGCAGCGCGUCCUUUCCUGCCUUACAUGGGCCAAGGCGCUGCACAGGCCAUCGAGGACGGCUGCGCUCUGGGCGUUGUACUACCACUUGGCACUACCCCCGAGGAGAUUCCCCAUCGCCUCGAGCUGUGGCAGCGGUUGAGAAUGGACAGGGCGGCCAAGAUCAUAAACAUGACGAGACAUAGGGGGAGA